This is a messenger RNA of Monopterus albus (swamp eel), 2982 nucleotides long. RefSeq names its product inositol-trisphosphate 3-kinase A (gene itpka). Gene Ontology annotation, biological process: phosphatidylinositol phosphate biosynthetic process; inositol phosphate biosynthetic process. The coding region runs from base 1799 to 2974 and encodes 391 amino acids. The transcript is spliced from 7 exons. Gene Ontology annotation, molecular function: inositol hexakisphosphate kinase activity. Gene Ontology annotation, cellular component: nucleus; cytoplasm. The record is from RefSeq and is a predicted model, not a curated record. Lineage: Eukaryota; Metazoa; Chordata; Actinopteri; Synbranchiformes; Synbranchidae.
CCUGGCACUUCCCAAAAAAAGUACCUUUCGGAAAGUUAAAACAAGCUGAUAUGCGUCUCUCAAUUUAUGACCAAAUUAAACAUCUUGAGAGGCCCUAAGAAAAAUACUUUGCAAUGCACUUGCAACUCUGUUCAACAGUGUUGUAACACCUUUGCUGAAACUGAUUAAACACCUUAAGCACAAAAUACUGGCUUUAAAACUAGAUUUUACAUUAGACUUUAGAUUUUUACAAUGCAUCUGUAUUACAUCUGGUACUGACCACUUACAGUAUUUUUGUUCUUCUGCCAUUCACUUAGAAAUUUAAGUAACACAUAAAAAUCUCAGAAACAUCCAAACUAUGUUUCUUUCUGCUCAUCCAUCUCCCCUUUAAUCUGUGUGUUGUGUUUGUCCAGAGAACUCAUGGAUGGUCUCCGGAGAAAGAUUUUGACUGGACACUCCAACCUCAUCCCACUACCAUAAAGAGCGAGAAGAGGCCACAGGCUCUGAUGGGGAUAAGAGAAGAGGAAAAGACUGUGUAUACUUGUACUUUUUCUUUAAUUAGAAAAAUAAAUUAUAACAUUUUGUGUUGGCUACUCAUUAUACUAUUGGUAUUUUGUGAUUCUGAGCUUGAACGUGAAAUGUAAAAGUAAAACAGAGAAACAUAUGAUAGUUACUUAGUGAUUUCUAUAUUACUUACACAUGAAGUUACAGGAAGACAAAAAAAAAGCAGAGCAGCUUUGUUUUUCCUAAUAAAUGGCUCAUUCUUCACUUUCACACUGUUUUUGCUCUUGUCUGGAUCCUGGUUCUACCGUUUGUUUCUGAGAUCCAGAGCUGUAAAACCGCACAGGAGCGCCUCCUCCUGGACAAGGACUUUGUAAUAAAUGCUCACAGUUUUAAAAGUUACAAACCUCUUAUGCUGGUAGACUGUAACAAUGGCAUGCUUUAUAUACAUAUUGACAUUUUUAUUUUGAAAUUCUUCAUUGCUGACAGUUCAAGAACUUUGCUUUUGUAUCUCUUCACUUUGUGCAGACUAGUGUGCACAAAGUUUAAAUUUUAUGUAAUUUGAUACCAUUUUGUAUAAUGAAACCACGCUUUAUGCUGAAACUCCACUAUGACGGCUGUGUAGUUGUGUGUACGUGUGUGUGUUUCUGCAGAAACAUUUCGAUGCACCAACUGCAACAAAACCCUUUUGUGCCUGUGUAGCUGCUGGGUUAAGCACAUUUUAAUUUAACGAUAGUACCCGUUUAGUUUAGGCUCGGGUUAAUCAGUGCAAGACAGAAGAAGAUCUGUAACUUAUAAAAAAAAACCUGUCAGCUGUUUUAUUAUUCAGUCAGGAAACGGGAAAGGUAAUGCGGAAGAUAAUAAAUCGUGUACAGUUGUGUAAGUGCACGCGUGUGUGAACCGCGUAGAAGCCACGCCACCAGCAGAGAGGGGUUCCCCUAACCGACAGCAGACUACGAUCCGAGCAGAGAAGCUGACGGAGUCUUUUUAAAAAGCUCGAACAACAAAUCUGUCAGUGUCACAGAGGAUCGAGUGAUUACCAAAAAUCAAAGCGCGUCUAGACGCCCUUCCAAUGAAAUGACCGGAUUUGAAGGCUGAAGUGAAGCGGCUGUGCGCCUCUCGUCGUGCGCUCUCACGGCGGAUUUAGCUGUGCAGUGCCCAAAAGAGUGCAGAAAAGAGACCUAAAGGGACCCUGAGCUCGCUGGGACUGGAAUAAGCAAGAGAUAUAGGUUGGAGCGAAGAACAGGAGGAAAAUCAGCCCAGAUUGCGAUGAACUUCUUCAGAAAGCUGCUGAAAUAGCCCCGGAGCGCCGACUGUGAUGGAAGAGCGCCAGGUACCCCAGGUCACCAUCACCUCGGAUGUAGGCUUGGAGAUGCAGCAGGAUGAUACGGUGGACGGUAAACUGAGCAGGAAACUGUCCAGCUCCUCUAUCUCCUCCACGGGGUCCUCUACUGUGGAGUCCGAGGAUGACCUACUCAGUGACUCCGAGACCAAAGGCAUCGUCGAUCUAGAGCACCUGGUCGACUCCGUGGAGGCGAAGCCAUGGUGGAAGUUAAAGACGAUUGUCCACUGGCCCUUCGGAGCUACUCGGAGAAAACUCAACUGGGUUCAGCUAGCCGGGCACAAAGGCAACUUCAAAGCAGCAGAACAGGGCACCAUUCUGAAGAAGUUCUCUGAAAAUGAGAUGCAGUGUUUUGAGAAGCUAAAAGAUGACACAAUGCACCCACUCGUCCCCUUUUACUAUGGCACUGUGGAAAAAGACGGAGAGUCUUUUCUUCACAUGACUGACCUGCUGGCAAACUUUGACCUUCCCAAUGUCAUGGACUGCAAGAUGGGAGUGAGGACGUACUUGGAGGACGAGCUUGUUCGAGCACGAGAACGACCCAAGCCAAGGGAGGACCUGUACAAGAAAAUGGUGGAAGUGGACAAUGACGGGCCUACUCCCCAGGAACAUUCCCAACGUGGCGUCACGAAGCCUCGCUACAUGCAGUGGAGGGAGACUAUGAGCUCCACCCACACCCUGGGCUUCAGGAUAGAAGGAACCAAGAAAUCUGACGGUACAUGUCGAACUGACUUCAAGAGAACCCAGUCGAAGCAGGAUGUCAUCCAGGUGUUGAAGGACUUUGUUGAAGGAAAUGUCAGCAUCAUAGAGUCUUACCUGAGCAGACUGAUGGAGAUCCGGCGGACCCUGCAAAUGUCGGCGUUCUUCAAGCGACACGAGGUCAUUGGCAGCUCUCUCCUUUUUAUCCAUGACCACACGGGCAAAGCACAGAUCUGGAUUAUUGACUUUGGCAAGACCACAGCAUUACCAGAGGGCCAGAUGUUAAAACAUAACAUUCCCUGGCAGGAGGGCAACAGGGAGGAUGGUUACCUGUGGGGGCUGGAAAACCUCAUCCACACACUGGAGUGUGUAAGCAAUGAAGUGAGCAGUGAAGAGACCUGUUGCUCAGUUACUAAGGAAAACAGCCAAACUACAGAAACAGAUGGCCAGUGACCUUUGAC